Molecule: messenger RNA, 5096 nt
Organism: Anguilla anguilla (European eel)
Lineage: Eukaryota; Metazoa; Chordata; Actinopteri; Anguilliformes; Anguillidae
Product: stAR-related lipid transfer protein 13-like
Exons: 15
Coding region: 616-3786 (1056 amino acids)
Biological process (GO): signal transduction; actin cytoskeleton organization; regulation of Rho protein signal transduction
Molecular function (GO): lipid binding; GTPase activator activity
Source: RefSeq, a predicted model, not a curated record
GACAAAGACAAUCUAAUGUACUUACAUUGAUAUGCACGUUAACAUUCACCUCACUUCAAACUUUCAGAUUUAAAAUGAAAUGAAAAUCUACGCAAUGAAAACACAGUAGAAGAACAGAAACUAACUUUUCAUAUAUGAGGGACUGCUUCCCUCUUUAUUUGCUGUUGCAAUGUAAUGAAGUGCAUGAAUUUAAUUCAUUCACAACCUUUACGUUUUGGUUUAUUUGUUGUGGAGGGUGCGGAGACACUGGAAAAAUACAAGAAAACUGUUGGUAGAAAUUAAUUCCAUUAUGUCAGGGUUAAACUGUUUAAUAUGCCUCACAGACCCCAUUCCUGCUCUCAGCCGCCCACUUCCUAGAGCUGAAGAGGGGGUGUGUCGGGACAGUGCUGGUAUGCAGAGACCACCAAUGCAAUGUCCAGGGCUGUGAUUGACAACUCCAGGCCUGCCCCUCCACUCUGUUCUGGUCGUCCGCUCGUAUCCUGCCUCCAACACACAGAUCACAGUUGUGGUCACGUACAGCACCUCGGGAUGUCCAGAGGGGGCAGUGAAGACCUUAUCUUCGACCCCUCGACCCCUGACCCCUGACUUGGGGACACUACUGAGGGCAACGUGACCAUGGCCCUCUUCUGCUGUCUCCGCGCAUUCUUCACAAGGACAAGAGUUUUAUCCUUCCCAUGGACCCAGGCAUUUUCAGAACAUGAGGCGAAAGAAGCGUGUGAUUGGCUUCGAGCAGCUGGAUUUCCGCAAUAUGCACAUCUCUAUGAAGAUGGCCUGCUGCCCAUUGACAUUUCCUCUGUCAAAAAAGACCACGAUUUUCUGGACCAGGAUUCACUGAAAUCGCUUUGUAGGAGGCUGACAGCGCUGAACAAGUGUGCGUCCAUGAAGUUGGAAGUCCACUUUCAGCGGAAAGAGAGUGAGGAUUCGGAAGAGGAUGAUCUAUGUGCAAUCAGCGAUCGGUGGGCAUUCCAGCGGGACAGUAAAAGAUGGUCCCGAUUGGGUGCCCUCUCGUACCCCUCCCCUUCCCCCUCCCCGGGGGUAGAGCAUGCCCAGACCUCCGAGGGGGAGUGGGGCAGCAGGGAGAGCGUUCUGAGUGACCUCAGCGACCUGGGCGCGGCCUCGUCGCAUAGCAACAGCAGCCUGGGCAUGCAGAGCGCCCGCAUCACUUCCUCCAGCUCGACGGUCGCCUCCUCCUCGCACAGCGACCCGCCCCCCGCCGAAGCUCCGCCCCCUGGACGCGCUCGCCCCAAGAGGCGCACCAGGAGCUUCCUGCGCAGGAUCGAGUCCUUCCGCCGCAAGGAGAGGGAGAGCGGGAGCGAGAGGGCGGCUGCCGAUGCUCAGGAUACGCCCCCUGCCACCGGAGCGGACACGCCCCCUCCCGCCAGUCUGGCCUGCACGGCUGGUGACAGGCUGCCCGGAGGCGGGGGGAGGAGCCGGUCGCCUUUCGCGCGGCGGGCGCUGACCCUGGGGAGGGCCUCGACCGCGAACGGGCCAAACGGCACUGGGCGUUGGGGGAGGGCCCAGAGUGGUGGGUUUUGUCUGGAGGAUUUCCAGGUUCCGCCGAGCUCCUCCGAUUCGCCGGAGCAGAGGGGGAGGGAUCGGCGGGCGAAAGUGGUGCACCUCCCCCCGGACCACAAGCCCGGUACCUUCCCCAGGUCCCUGUCUGUGGAGAGCUUGUGUCCCCCUAGUCCUGGCGAGGAACUGGAGGGGGCGUGGCGGGUGGGUGGAGCCUCGCUCGAUGAUGCGUGCGUCGGCGGGGCCGAGUCCGCUGAUUCGCCGGGGUUGACUGGCUGGAGACGGGGCUCCUGCGACUCGGAGGGGAGCGUUUACGACAACAUUCCGGAGCCCCCCCUGGGCGGGGCCCCCCAGGACAUCUCCCAGCACCUGGACGACAUCCUGCAGCAUGUCCAGGGGAUCCAGCACAGCCUCCACAUGUGGUCCCGCAAGAUCUGCCCCGAGAUGGAGGACGAGGAGGAGGGGGAAGACGAGGAAGAGGAGGGCAGCCUCAUCUCGGGCGGGACGGUGGAGACGGUCUGCACCCCGAGCCUGCGUUUCGAGGAGCACUCCAUAUCGGACGUGGGCACGGCGGCCAGCGACGUGGACAGCACGGGAAACUCGCUGAACGAGGGCGAGGAGCAUGAGGACAUGAGGGAGCGGCGGGAUUCAGGAGUGGGAGCCUCUCUGACCAGGCCCAACAGGAAGCUGCGCUGGCACAGCUUCCAGAACUCGCACAGGCCCAGCCUGACGUCUGCGUCUCUGGAGAUCAACCGGCAGGCGGCUGCGCAGCUCAACCUGCUGCAGAAGUUCUCCCUGCUCAGGCUCACCGCCACCAUGGAGCGCUACUCCGUCCCCAGCAAGCAAGGCUGGAGCUGGACCGUACCGAAGUUCAUGAAGAGGAGCAAAGCCCCGGAUUACAGAGAUAAGAACGUGUUUGGGGUGCCCCCGCUGGUGAACGUGCAGCGGAGCGGGCAGCCCCUCCCCCAGAGCAUCCAGCAGGCCAUGCGCUACCUCCGCAGCCGGUGCCGCGACCAGGUCGGAAUAUUCCGGAAGUCGGGGGUGAAGUCCCGGAUCCAGGCGCUGAGAAGACUGAACGAGGCUUCCCCGGAUCACGUGGACUACGAAGGCCAGUCCGCCUACGACGUGGCUGACAUGCUGAAGCAGUACUUCCGGGACCUUCCGGAGCCUGUGUUCACCGCCAAGCUCACAGAGACGUUCCUGCAAAUUUACCAAUGGGUUCCUAAGGAGCAGCAGCUGCAGGCCGCCCAGGCUGCGGUCAUCCUGCUGCCGGACGAGAGCAGGGAGGUGCUGCAGACCCUGCUGUACUUCCUGAGUGACAUCGCCUCCGCCCUGGGCAACCAGAUGACUGCGGGGAACCUGGCUGUGUGCCUGGCGCCCUCCAUCUUCCACCUCAACGUCUCCAAGAAGGAGGGCAGCUCACCCAGACUGAUUCACGGGAGGAACACGACCAACAAACCGGAUCACAGAGAUCUGAAUGAGAACAUGGCCGCCACGCACGGGCUCGGUCACAUGAUUGUGGAGUGCAAGAAACUUUUUCAGAUCCCCCCCGACAUGAUGCUGCAGUCCCGGAACUCGUACCUGGCGGCGGACACCCACCCCCUCCCCCUCCACGGGCUGGGCAUCAACCUGAAGGGCGAGCCGGUGGAUUACCGGGCCUUCCUGGAGGACAGCAUCCAGUGCCUCCUGCGGGAGAUGGCGGAGAAGAGCCGCGGUUGGCACAGCGCCACCGCGCCCAGCAACACUGAGCUGGCGUACAAGAAGGUGGGAGACAGGCCGCCCAUUCGCCUGUGGAGGUCCUCGACUGAGAUCGAGGCCGCCCCCACCGCCGUGCUGCACAGAGUUCUGCGUGAGCGCCACCUGUGGGACGACGACCUGCUGCACAGCCGAGUGAUCGAGGCCCUGGAGAGCAACACGGAGGUCUUCCACUAUGUGACGGACAGCAUGGCGCCCCACCCCCGCAGGGACUUUGUGGUUCUGAGGAGGUGGCGCAGUGACCUCCCGCGGGGGGCGUGUCUGCUGGUGUCCUCGUCCGUGGACCACGAUGCAGCGCGGCUGGAGGCGGGGCUUCAGGCGCUGCUGCUCACGUCCCGCUGGCUGAUCGAGCCCGUCGGGCCUGGCCGGUCCCGUCUCACUCACUACUGUCGGGCUGACCUGAGGGGUCGUUCUCCCGAGUGGUAUAAUAAGGUCUUCGGACAUCUCUGCGCGGUGGAGGUUGCUAGGAUACGGGAUUCCUUCCCGGUUUUCGUCCAGGGGCAGGAGGCGAGGCUGUAGAGCUCUUGUCAUUCACCCGGGGCUUUUUCUCACGCAAUCAUAUGCCCCGUGUGCCGUUCUCACCAUAGAGGUGUGGGGUCCCCAUGGGUGGGAAUGAGACAGUGUCCUCACUGUCUCAAUGGUCAGAUAUAGCCAGUGGCCCCACGACCAAGUGAAAAGAACAUCACAAAAUGUUUGAUUUCAUCUUUGAUGAAAGAACAUCGAAGAACUUUAAUGAGGAUUUUUGGCAUUGUGUCUGCCAGGUUUGCCAGGACUCUUGGACCGAACGUCUGCGGGUAUAUGAAGUAAAGAGUGGAGAGUUGAAAAAGCAUGUGAUGGAAGGAUGGGAAAAAAGAGGAAAAUAUGCAUAGAAGGCUGAGGAUAUGAAUGUGAAAAGAAGUGGUUUUAAUGUGUUGGUCCUAAAAUGGAGGAUGACUGAGGGAUUUUGCUGUGUGAGGGGGAUCGUGGGAAAGCCUGGUGGAGCACAGGGAGACAGGGCUGUGUGCUAUUGCGAGAUCCGAAAACAGACCGAUCUGGAGCCUGUGUUUCUGAUGCACCCCAGAGUAAGCGUGUGGAAUGAGUAUCAGUUUUUUUCUUUUUAGCUCUUAAUGGAUACAGUUAGGAUAUGGACAGGUUUCGUCCGGGUCCGUAUUUAUACGGUAUCUCAUAGUUGGGUUGUUCUAGGAUUGUUUUUGCCUUUUAGCUCAUGGUGGAUAAGAAUACAGACAGGGGAGACCAGAUAUUAGAUCAGCACUCCUGGGGCCUAAUUAUAAAAAUAUUCUUGAACUUAAACUUAAUCUUAAGGUCAUUUCCCAAGUUGUGCUUACGCUUCAUUUAUAAAAAUUAAGACCAAGGCAAGUUGCUUUCAUUUAAAGGCAUAUUAUGCAGGAUUUUUAAAGUCUGUGUUUACAAUCAAAGAAGUCAAAUCUUCAACCCCGCCCACUCACCCCUGAGCACCAAACCGAGUCUCAGACAUUCAAAUUCAUUAGACACUAUUGGUACAUUUCUCAGACCAGACCAGACAUUAGGCUACAUUGUCUGGUUGGGACCACAAACCAGGCAUGCACAAAUAAUUUGAAAAUAAUUAAUGUUCUGGUCAAAAACUGGACAUCUGGGAACCAUAGCUGCAUAGUGUAACAUCAACAUUACUUGCAUGUCCAACAGAAAACAGGCCAACUCCACAUUGCUUUUCAUCCCCUUGGCAAACUUCAGCUGAGGCCACUGAGGAAAAACAAUUCCAACGUUACAGUAACUCUAGUUGUUGAAUGAGCCCUGUCGCCUUGUCUUUUUGCUUUGCUGUAUCUGGCCCAUUAUAGUGGCUAGCUAGCUAU